GGAAAAAGUGAUAACGACGCUGGUAGUGGUAGGCUGAAUAAAUGAUUAACCGAUUAUAAAUACCUAUGAUAAAAUCAUUUUUUAUCUAUUAAAGUAAUUCUUUCUCUCUAAAAUAUAUAUCAAACGUGCAGAACACGAGACGAUGGAAUGAAUUGAUAAUUAAUAUAUACAGUCAACAGGGAUUAAUAUGUUUUGAGGCAAUUUAGCACAAAAAAAACAUUUGCAAUUAUAUGCGUGUUCUUACUGCAUUUAGCAAAAUAGGAUCCAUUCCCGGAUAGAAUCAAUGAAAGAAAGGAUCAAAACUGCAUAUCGAACAACAUUAGAUUGGAACAAGAAAAAACAAGAAGAUCAAAUACAAUAGGGUUUGAAAAAUCAAAGACAAUAAGAUCGGAACGAGAAAGGACAAUAAAUCAAAACAAUCGAACAUAGGAUUCGGGGCGAUCAAAAAACAGAACACAAACUCAUUGAAAGCAAAACGCUAACAUUUUAGGCACAGCAUAGUGAAACGAUGUCGUGGACGAACGCAUCAAGAUAUACUCUUUCCUAUAAAUAUCCGGCACUUCGAGCCCCGGGAGAAUCAAAAAGGAAACCGAUCUAUACAAAAGGAAGGGGCCAAGUGGACGAAGACCAUGAGCCUCGCGAGGCUAAUCCCUUUCUUGACUCUAGACUAGAGUUCGAAACAGUCGCUGGAAACGAGAAGGAAAAACCCAAGGGUUUAGGAAAAUUCACGACAAUAAAAACCUAUGUUAUUAUACUUUCCUGUGUUUUCCAUUUGGUCAUGGCUGAUAUGAUGCUGAGAGUUGCAAUGUUAACAACUGUGGAGUUGAGGUUUGCAAUCCAAACGAGUGCUUGGGGAAUUGUUUUCGCCGGUUUUGAGAUUGGUCAAGUUUUCCUCGUGGUUAUUCUAAGCUAUUUUGGUCUCAAUUCUCAUAAACCAAAUAUAUUAUGUCUCGGGGGUCUCCUAUUGACAAUAUCUGGGCUACUGUGGGCCAUGCCCCAUUUUGUAUUUGGUGCUGGGGAGAUCGUAAUUCCAGAGCAAAUACUAAAUUUGACAUCAUCUGAAAUCACGCAUUGCUCUCCAGGGCAAGUAUCCCAAAACGUCUCAUGGACUGACCUUUGCCCAGUGGAUAAAUCAUCAGACGUAAAAGACCCAUAUUCAAUAAUGACGUCAUCGACCUCAUAUUGGAUAUUUUUCACGUCCAUGUUGCUGAUGGGAAUCGGACUAGCACCAUUCAUGUCUAUAGGGGUGCUGUAUAUCGAUGCUAACUCGGAUCCAGCUGAUAGCGGCUAUUACGUCGGAUGGGUGUUCACCAUUGGAACGUUUGGUUUAACAGUUGGAUUUUUUCUUGGAGCAGCAAUAUCAAUUAUUCCGAUAGACCUUAAAAGUUGGGACAUUCCGUACGACCAUCAUGAUUUUCUCGGAGCCUGGUGGUUAGGCUCCCUUUGUAUAUCAGGGCUUAUCUUCAUUCUUACCCUACCACUGGUAACGUUUCCAAAGAAGAUUGAGUGCAUACAAAAGAGGAAGCCGAUGAUGCUGUCCCGGAAAGCCAAGUUGAAGCUGAAUAAGGCGCCCAAGAUCCCCGCAGCCAGACAGGAGCCACAUAGAUAUUCGUUGGCUGAGUUUCCGGGUUCCGUAUGCCGUCUUCUCACGAAUCUCCACUUCAUGUGUAUCUCUCUCGGUCUUUGCGCCGCCAGCUAUCUAGUUGCCGGGGGAUACACCUUCCUCCCUAAGUACAUUGAGACGCAGUUUACCAUGGUACCGUUCUGGGCGAAUGUCACAACUGCAAUCGUGUCGGUAACCGCUCUUGCAGUCGGAACUUUCUUUGGAGGUUGGGUCACAGCUAGGUUUAAAUUAACUCCUUUGGGCGCCAUGAGGUUAAUCUUAGUGUCUCUCUUAUUGUGCAUAGCAGGCAUGAUAGGGUUAAUGUUUGUUGGAUGCCCUCAGCCUCAAAUUGCUGGAUCCGUUGACAAGAUUGGAUAUCUUAACAUGACAGCCGAAUGCAACGCUAACUGCUCAUGUGGCAUCCUCUUUGAGCCAGUAUGUGGCGCUGAUAACGUGCAUUACUACUCAGCAUGUCACGCAGGAUGUGGCGCUGGUGGGGCGGAGAAUUUAACAGACUGUGCGUGUGUACCAGAAGGAACUGCUCGAGUGGGCUACUGCGAAAACGACUGUUGGAUGUUCUGGGUGUACUGUGUGGUCAUGUUCUUAUGUUCUUUCUUUACUGCGUUUGCGCAAUCACCGGCUAUAGGCAUCCUUUUAAGAUGUGUAGAGGAUGAAUUAAAGGCCCUUUCCCUUGGUAUUAAUGGGGCCUUGCUCAGCUUUGGCGCUAUGAUCCCGGGACCUAUAGUGUAUGGUAUCGUCAUAGAAACCACGUGUCUGUUCUACCAGCCCACCUGCGACGGUCCAGGGGCGUGUCUUAUGUAUGACAAUGAGAAUUAUCGCUUCAAGCUACAUGGCAUCACAGCUGGUACUCAGGUGAUCGCAUUGAUGUUUUUCCUGGUGAGUUGGAUAAAACUGAGAACUACAGAAUUUCAACCAACGAGUCCCCAACAGACAGAGAAAGAUGAACACAUGAUGGCUGGUAGGGGGAACCCAUGGUUAAAACAUGCAAACAGAACUGAAAACACAGAUUAAUCAACAAUACAGGGUGGUCAUAAAUAAUUGACUUGAAAUCAUAAUUUUGGGUAAAUGUCAUGCAGUGUGUGAUUGUCUCGAGGGGAACAUGUGAGUGUGAUGCGAAUAUAGGAGCUGAAAACACGUAUGAAAUAAAGCUUUAGUGUAAUACUAGUGAUUGUCGAACCACAGGAGCAGAACUCGGUAAAAGAACGUGUGAUUGGAUGGCUGUCGAUGAGGAGGCAAUUAACGAAUUCAACUGAUAACACUGGAAUAAACAGAAUAAAAGCCUUGAUUGUCACAUAAAAAUGUUAGACAUAAAAAUGCUAGAUAUUAUCUAGGAAAAUCAUAUUUGAAUGUUCUCCACAGUUCAUGUGAUAUCAAAGAACAAGCUAAAGGUGGACAUGAUCUAUCAAAGACAUUCGGACAACAGUACAUGUAACUGUAAAAUUGAUCCACAUAUCAAAUAUAUCUUCACAUGAUAUUCGAUCUAUAUCCUUGUAACCAUGUGAUAAAGUUCUUUUACUGCAAUUCUGAAUAGGCAGUAGAUUUUGGUUGACCUAAUCAGAUUGUUUAUGGCACGAUCAGAGGAUUACUGCUUACUAAAAAAGCUUAGACAUUAGAACCCUCACAAUAUUACAAAUCAGAGUGUUCACCAAUUUUCAAUAUUUAAACUGAGGGCAUGUCUAUUUUCAAAACAAGUAACUCAAAUGGGUAAAGGUGUAUUUUCAAUAUCUCAAUACUGUAUCUCAAGUGGGUGUAAGCAUAUGGUGAAUAUCUCAAUUAGAUGGAAACCUAUAUGUGUCAUGUCUUGAGUUGGUGCAAGCUUAUGUUUAAUUUCUCAAGUGGGCGUCUCUCGAGUUUCUAAUAUAUCAAGUGGAGGGAGUCUCAUCCUCUUGCAUCAAUCCUGAGUAGAUUUUAUA
Molecule: messenger RNA, 3537 nt
Organism: Owenia fusiformis
Lineage: Eukaryota; Metazoa; Annelida; Polychaeta; Sabellida; Oweniidae
Source: the annotation of a GenBank genome assembly